This is a messenger RNA of Heteronotia binoei (common prickly gecko), 969 nucleotides long. Its product is annotated as olfactory receptor 6X1-like. Gene Ontology annotation, molecular function: olfactory receptor activity; G protein-coupled receptor activity. The transcript has a single exon. NCBI's taxonomy places the organism in Eukaryota, Metazoa, Chordata, Lepidosauria, Squamata, Gekkonidae. The record is from RefSeq and is a predicted model, not a curated record. The coding region runs from base 1 to 969 and encodes 322 amino acids. Gene Ontology annotation, cellular component: membrane. Gene Ontology annotation, biological process: G protein-coupled receptor signaling pathway.
AUGAUGAAUAUCUCAGCAGUUACUGAAUUUGUCCUUUUGGGCUUUCCAUUGCUUUACAACAUACGCAUCCUUUGUUUCUCAUUGGUUCUGGUGAUGUACAGCCUAAGUAUGCUGGGAAAUGGAUUCAUCCUCGCUAUAGUUAUGAUUGACCAGAAACUCCAAACACCCAUGUAUGGCUUCUUGUGCAACUUGGCCUUUCUAGAGAUCUGUUACACCAGCAUCGUAAUCCCUAAAUUAUUGGAGACAUUCAUCAAUACAAGGACCACCAUUUGUUACCGUUGCUGCAUGGCUCAGAUAUUUUUCAUCUUCUCCUUUGGUGCCAUUGAACUCCUUCUCCUGACAAUAAUGGCCUUUGACCGCUACAUUGCCAUUUGUAAACCACUUCGCUAUGCAGUCAUCAUGACCAAAAAUGUCUGCAUCCAGUUGGCUAUGGGGUGCUGGCUGGGAGGAUUUGUACAUAUUUUCUUCCAAGCUGUCUUGGUAUGGACUCUGCCCUUCUGUGAAAAAACUGUUCUAGACCAUUAUUUCUGUGACAUUGGGCCAGUGUUAAGUUUGUCCUGUGCUGACACUCGUUUGCUUGAAUUCCUGGGGUUGCUGUCGGCCAUCUCCAUUGUGAUCAUCACUCUUUUCCUCAUUGUGGUGUCCUAUGUGUACAUCAUCUCUACCAUAUUACGUAUCCCGUCAGCGAGUGGGCAGAAGAAAGCAUUUUCCACUUGCACUUCUCAUUUGACGGUGGUUUCCAUUUUGUAUGGAGCCAUUGCUUUUAUGUAUAUUCGGCCCAAUGUCCACUCUUCCUUUCACUUCAGCAAGGCAGUAGCAUUCUUGAACACGGUCCUUGCCCCCAUGCUGAACCCUUUCAUUUAUACAAUAAGGAAUGUAGAAGUAAAGCAAGCCUUCUGGAGAGCUGUCCAUAAAACAGGAGGUCCCCUCAAAAAGAAAAUAUUCUUAGGAAGGAAGGCUAGUAAGUAG